CUUCAUCCCUGUAUUGCCGGAGCUGCGUGGAUGUCGUCAACCCUGCGUCCUGCACAAACAUACGCUCAUGUAAAGAAAAUCAAAUGUGUUCCACGAGGGAAAUGAGGAGUCUCAACGGGGACGUCGUCUACACGCUGGGAUGCGACAACAGCAGCAUAUGCAGUUCGAGUUUGGCGGGUCCUGUCGUCGGACGGCGUGCAGCCUCUGGUUGUUUUCAAUGCUGCGGAACUAACGAAUGUAAUGCUGGACUGUGUGCUCAUCAACCAUCGACAACACCACAUACUAGCCUUCCUGUUGGUGUCGUUGAUCACUGCAAGUCGGACCCUUGUAAGAACGGCGGAUCCUGCUAUGAGAGGGUGGAUGGUUUUGUGUGUGAGUGCACGGCCGGGUUCACUGGUCUUCACUGCGAUAUUACUGAUAUGUGUGCUUCGGAUCCCUGUCUGCAUGGAGGCAAAUGUCUCGAUACUAAAACAAGUUACGUCUGUGACUGCACCGGUACUGGUUACGAUGGCUUCACGUGUCACCUGCCCUACAACGACUGUCAGUCACAACCCUGUCUCAACGGCGCCACGUGUGUUGAUGGGUUUAAGAACUGAACCUGCACCUGUGUUCCUGGGUUCGCCGGAAAUAACUGCGAAGUAGAGCUCAGCGCAUGCGUGUCCAACCCGUGUCUUCAUGGAGGCACGUGUGUCGA
Molecule: messenger RNA, 694 nt
Organism: Haliotis rubra (blacklip abalone)
Lineage: Eukaryota; Metazoa; Mollusca; Gastropoda; Lepetellida; Haliotidae
Product: protein crumbs homolog 2-like
Exons: 6
Coding region: 84-596 (170 amino acids)
Biological process (GO): establishment or maintenance of epithelial cell apical/basal polarity; heterophilic cell-cell adhesion
Cellular component (GO): protein-containing complex; plasma membrane
Molecular function (GO): calcium ion binding
Source: RefSeq, a predicted model, not a curated record